Messenger RNA from Ixodes scapularis (black-legged tick), 1626 nucleotides. Its product is annotated as cytochrome P450 4C1. Gene Ontology annotation, molecular function: iron ion binding; heme binding; monooxygenase activity. Bases 1 to 1626 code for a protein of 541 amino acids. The record is from RefSeq and is a predicted model, not a curated record. The transcript has 11 exons. NCBI's taxonomy places the organism in Eukaryota, Metazoa, Arthropoda, Arachnida, Ixodida, Ixodidae.
AUGGGUGCACCUUCGCUGUCGGCGUCUUCGUACUUGGUCUCGCUGUUCGUGAGAAACGCGACAUGGAUUUUAGGAAUCCUCUUGUGUGCCGGACUAACCGUUCCGUUCCUUCGGUGGUUUCGAGUCUGGAAGGCGCUGAGGCCCUUACCAGGACCAUCGGACAUUGUGCCUUUCUGGUUCAGUCUCAGCUGCAUUAAGUCAUUCCUACAAGAGAGAAGGGAGAACAAGUAUGCUACAACACGAAUAUUCAGCACAAUUCGCGAUCUGGGCAAGCAGUACACGGGCAAACUCUUCAAGGUGUACGUUGGAAUGACUCCCAUUGUCGUUCUGCACACCCCUGAUGCCGUGGAGGCACUACUCACAAGCAACACCAACCAGAAAAAGCCAUUUCUGUAUCAUUUCAUCGCGCCAUGGUUGGGAAACUUCAACAUUCUGCUGUCAACCGGCGAGACCUGGCGAAACAGGAGGAAGCUCAUGACGCCGGCGUUUCACGUUCGGGUCCUGGACAACUACAUGAGCGUUUUCAACGAGAGCGCUGACUUGCUGGUGAAGCAUAUUUGCACGGUCGCCGACGAGGCGCCUGACGAGCCCAUACGCCUCUUCAAGAGCAUGCAGAAGUGUGCCAUGGACAUCAUCGGAGAAGUUACGAUGGAAACCAAGUUUCGGCUGCAAGAAAACAAGAAUAUCUCCUUCAUGAACGCCUUCAAUCGGGUGAUGUUUUUGGUCUCUGUGAGAGCUUUCAGACCAUGGCUGUGGAUUCAGAAGCUCUAUGACAACACGCUCGAGGGAAAAUCUUAUGAGGCGGACGUUCAGGAAAUGAUAACAUUGUCUAACUCGAUUAUGUACAAGCAAAAGGAGAAACUGCAAUCUACAAAAGUCCUCCCUACAACUGGCUCCGAAGAUGAUGAACUCAAUAUUAAAAGAGAGACGAUACUCAUGAACAUUCUCUUAAGAAGACAUAUGCAAGACAGCAGUUACACGUUGGAUGACGUUAGGAACGACAACGACACUAUCGUAUCGGCGGGAACCGACACGAUCACAACUUGCAUGUGUUUUACACUGCACUACCUCGGACUUUACCCCGAAGCCCAGGCCAAAGCGCAUCAGGAACUGGAUGAAAUAUUUGGGAACGAUACGGACUGCGAGAUCACAGCGACCCACAUCCGACAAAUGAAGUACAUUGAGUGUUGUCUAAAGGAGUCUCUGCGGUUAUAUCCGUCAUUUCCUGUAAUCGGAAGAGUACUUGAUGAAGAUGUGACGAUGGAGGGUCACGUUAUACCGAAGGGUGUGAUGUGCUUCAUAAGCAUUUAUAGCCUGCACAGAAACCCGAAGUAUUUCAAAGAUCCCGAAGAGUUUAUCCCCGAGAGAUUCUUGUCUGAGGAGAUCAAGACACGACACCCUUUCAGCUACAUUCCCUUUUCUGGCGGCUCCAAGAACUGCCUUGGCCAGAAAUUUGCCAUGUUGGAGAUGAAACUCCUGCUGGCGAAGAUCCUUCUCAAGUGCAAAAUCGUCUCCGCGGAACCUCUGGAUCGACUCAACGUAGCGUACGAAGUUAUUGUGAAGGAUAAAAGAGGAAACAGGGUAUGGCUACGAAGACGGACAGAGCUGGACUCAGCCGAGCGAUGA